This is a messenger RNA of Phyllotreta striolata, 883 nucleotides long. NCBI's taxonomy places the organism in Eukaryota, Metazoa, Arthropoda, Insecta, Coleoptera, Chrysomelidae. The record is from the annotation of a GenBank genome assembly.
AUAAAAGUUUGAUUUUGUUUAUUGUUUUGUUUUUGUCCAUAGACGAAGUUGAUAUAAUAUAAAAUAUAAAGUCGAUGAUUUAUUUAUUUUUUGAAGAUAUUAUAAAUGUUUAGAGAGUGCAAGUUCUUCGUUAGUAAAGCUAUUAUUCCUUUGUGUGGUCAAGAUGGCCCCUUAUACAUUUUCCCCUUCUUUAAUAAAAAAAGCGAUAUCUGAAGUAAAAAAACGACCGGCUCUUUACAAUAAAAACAAUCCCGAUUUCCUCAACAAAGACGCUAAAGAACAACUGUGGAUAGACAUUUGCUGGGAAUUAUUCCCGAAUUGGUCGGAUUUUAGCGAGAAAAACCGUCGAAAUAUCUUGGAUGACCUCAAAAGAAAAUGGAAGAACAUAAAAGACAGUUUUAGAAAGGAAAUCAAAAGGAAAGGCGAAUGUCCCGGUGAAAACGCGUCGAAGAAAAGACCUUACGUAUACGCAAGAGAACUGAAAUUUAUGAUACCGUUUAUGGCUAAAGAACUCAAAGUUUCCGAAGAAAAAAUGAUCCAAUAUAGUCCAACUUGUAGUUCGGAUAACGAAGACGUUCAAGACGUGAAUGAAUUACUGAACGUUAAAUUCGAAAAUGACGACACAUUCUCCUCCAAUUCAUCACAAAACUGCAACGUUAACACCACACAAGAGAACGGAGACACCGAUCAAUAUAUCUUAGGAAACACAAGUAAUAGUAUCGACGAAGACAGACAUUUCUGUUUAUCUUUAGUACCCUACUUCAAAACCCUCAAUCUCCAACAAAAAUUAAACAUACAAAUCGAAAUACUCCAAAUACUUAAAACAGUCAUUGUCAAUGAUACCGCCGAGAAAAACUAAUAAAACCGUAAUAGUAUAAAUAUA